GGGUGUAGGGGUUGUAAGGGUUGAUUAGCAAGGUAGCAAGGGGAGCUUCUGGACCUUGGGAGACUAGCACGACUUACGAGAAACUGAAGAUUCCUACCUAUACCUACAUACAUAUGACCGGUAUAUUGACGUAUCGGGGAGUCCAAGGUUGUCAGGUUGUCAAGGUUGGAAGAUUUUUGUGCACGAGACUAAGGACUCACAAGGUAGCACACACGAUUGGGGCGGAUUGAAGUUUCCUGUUUGAUUCAUAACUCUAUUCACUCGUUUGCCGAUUUUGGUGGCUUACAUUGAGGCCAUUCAUUCCCCCACGAUGGAUACCCGGAAUGUAAUUCAUUUUGAAGACAACGAUCAUUACAUCGGCAUUGACGUGGGCACCGGGUCUGCCCGUGCCUGUCUCAUAGACUCUUCCGGAGAUAUCAAGGCCCUUGCCUCGGAAGCAAUCAAGCUAUGGCAGCCCCAGCAAGGUUACUAUGAGCAAUCCACUACGGAUAUCUGGCAUUGUAUCUGCCAUUGCGUACAGCGCGUUGUCCACCAAUCCGGUGUCGAUGUGGGCCACAUCAAAGGUCUAGGCUUCGACGCUACCUGUUCCCUCGCCGUCUUCAACCAAGACGAUGACCUUCCUGUCACUGUUACCGGCCCAGAGUUCGAGAACGACGGGAAUGACCGCAAUGUCAUCCUAUGGCUCGACCACCGUCCCGUCCAAGAGACAGAGAAGAUCAAUGCCACAGGUCACAACCUUCUACGCUAUGUGGGCGGCAAGAUGAGCAUCGAGAUGGAAAUCCCCAAGGUGCUCUGGCUGAAGAACAACAUGCCUAAGGAGAGAUUCGAUCGCUGCAAGUUUUACGACUUGACUGAUGCCCUGACACAUCUAGCUACGGGUAACGAGAACCGAAGCUUUUGUAGCACUGUUUGUAAGCAGGGCUAUGUCCCCAUUGGCGUAGAUGGAAGCGAAAAGGGUUGGCAGGAAGAUUUCUUUGAGGAGAUUGGCCUCGGAGACCUCGCCAAAAACAACUUUAAGCGUAUGGGAGGCGUGCAUGGAAUUAAUGGCAAAUACUUCAGUGCAGGCGAACUUGUUGGCUACUUGUCCGACCAUGCUAGUAAACAAUUAGGAUUGCAUGCAGGUAUCGCAGUGGGCAGUGGAGUCAUUGAUGCCUACGCAGGCUGGGUUGGUACCGUGGGAGCAAAGGUCGACACUGAAUAUGGUCAUGCCGACGAAAGCGCUCCCGCGAACGACCUUGCCCAGGCCUCUACCCGACUUGCAGCGGUAGCUGGCACCUCCACCUGCCAUCUUGCCAUGUCGGAUAAGCCUGUAUUUGUAAAUGGUGUAUGGGGCCCCUACCGUGACGUACUCCUGCCUAAUUAUUGGUUAGCAGAGGGUGGUCAAUCGGCUACGGGUGAGCUCCUGAGACACGUCUUGGAGACCCAUCCAGCACACAAAGAAGUGAUACCCUUAGCAGAAGCUAUGCAUAUGAACAUCUACGACUACAUGAAUGGUCAUCUCAGGGAGUUAGCUGAGAGCACCAAAGCUCCCACCGUCUCAUACUUGGGUCGACAUUUCUUCUUUUACGGCGACUUAUGGGGAAAUCGAUCUCCUAUUGCAGACCCUAACAUGAAGGGCUCGGUGAUCGGGCUCAGCAGUGAUUCUAGCGUGGACGGCCUCGCACUCUACUAUUACGCCACAAUGGAGUUUAUUGCCUUACAAACCCGGCAAAUCAUUGAGUCGAUGAACACAGCGGGCCACAACAUCCAGACCAUCUUCAUGUCUGGCAGCCAGUGCCAGAAUGACAUGCUAAUGGACCUUAUCGCAACGGUCUGUGACAUGCCAGUGCUAAUCCCCCGCUACGUCCAUGCUGCGGUAGUGCACGGAGCAGCGAUGCUAGGGGCAAAGGCAGCCAGCGAAGAGGAGGGCAAGAAAGAGAAUCUUUGGGCUAUCAUGGAUCGCAUGAGCAAACCUGGUCGACUCGUUAAGCCCGGGUCAGACAGUAACGAAAAGAGACUCUUUGACGCCAAGUACGAGGUUUUCCUAGAGCAAUGCCGAACCCAGAGAGAGUAUCGCGAGAAGGUCAACGCGGCUACCAGUUCUUGGGUUGUACAGACAAAUGGAAUAUAAGGGGGAAAAGGGGAACUUGAAGCUGAUAGCUGGCAUGGGCGGAUAGGCGUGAAUAAGCGUUGGGAAAAGGUACGUAGAGUAGAACCAAACAUUGAUGGUCAUGGUUAUGGUAUACCUAUUGUAUAGACUGCACUUUCUGCAAGCAAUAUAAAUUCGAACAUUAUUAUCUUUGAUGCAAUGGGUAAAGAAUGAGACGUUGGGAC
Messenger RNA from Hypoxylon fragiforme, 2313 nucleotides. Its product is annotated as Pentulose kinase. The record is from RefSeq and is a predicted model, not a curated record. The transcript is spliced from 6 exons. Gene Ontology annotation, molecular function: phosphotransferase activity, alcohol group as acceptor; kinase activity. Lineage: Eukaryota; Fungi; Ascomycota; Sordariomycetes; Xylariales; Hypoxylaceae. Gene Ontology annotation, biological process: carbohydrate metabolic process. The coding region runs from base 311 to 2110 and encodes 599 amino acids.